Messenger RNA from Baudoinia panamericana UAMH 10762, 521 nucleotides. RefSeq lists its product as uncharacterized. NCBI's taxonomy places the organism in Eukaryota, Fungi, Ascomycota, Dothideomycetes, Mycosphaerellales, Teratosphaeriaceae. The transcript has a single exon. The record is from RefSeq and is a predicted model, not a curated record. The coding region runs from base 147 to 416 and encodes 89 amino acids.
AAGAUACAUCUUCAGAUGAUCCAGCAGGUCGAGGAGAAGCAUGACGGCACCAUCGCAGUUUUGCAGCAAUGGCUUGACCACGUCGGGGAGACUGGUCGAGCUUCAUGAAACGGCGGUAAGCGUCCCGGCUGAAGCUACGAGCGGAAAUGCGUUCGUCAAUGCACAAGCGCCAACUGGUAGCAAGUGUGAUCCUGCCAAGGCAGAUCAGUAAUGGACGAAAACGGCUCAUCACGGCAAGAGGGACAGCAGGAAACCACAGUCCGGCAAGGUCAAUCCGCGGCCCGGUUAGGAGCGCCAGAGACACGAAAACGGCAUCGGGGCUAAAGACAGAUUGGCUGCCAGCAGCUGCUCGAAAAGAUCACAGGACCGCGAUACGGCAACAUUGCAUUCAUCGCCAAGAAAUUGGGUCGCUCUGAAACUAUCGACAUACCCAUUGGUUAUUUCGCAGCGGAUGGUUUCGUCCACAACCCGCUUCAAGCUGGGACUUGGAGCCUACGACGGCCCGCGAGCAGUCAAACUCG